Molecule: messenger RNA, 1354 nt
Organism: Galeopterus variegatus (Sunda flying lemur)
Lineage: Eukaryota; Metazoa; Chordata; Mammalia; Dermoptera; Cynocephalidae
Gene: MED27
Product: mediator complex subunit 27
Exons: 8
Coding region: 385-1182 (265 amino acids)
Biological process (GO): regulation of transcription by RNA polymerase II
Cellular component (GO): mediator complex
Molecular function (GO): transcription coactivator activity
Source: RefSeq, a predicted model, not a curated record
GGCCGGGAGAAGGCCUUCGUCGCGCACUUCCAGGACAACUUGAAUUCGGUCAACCGGGACCUCAAGUAGGUACCGGCUGAAGGGGUUGGGGUCAGGGACUGUCCCGCUGCGACUUGGCCCCGACCCCGCGCGAGUCUUCGCAGUCAGGGGCUGUUCUUGCUUUCCCUUGCUCCCCGUCCUGUUUCCGUCCUCCCAAGCCACGGCCUGCCCUCCCCGGGACACCUCCUCUCCGUCCCGCUUUCUCGUCGUCUCCCUUCUCUUGGCCUCCUCGUCCUGACUGUCUCCCGCCGCCUUCGACCCCCUCUUGUGGUCGUCGCAUUCCUGAGGAGGAGGCGUGCUCUUCCCACGAACUUCCACUUCUCACCUGUAGGCCCUCUGUGCCCCAUGAUGUCCGAUCACACUGUACUGAUAGUCCAAACAGGACCUGAUCAGCGCUGCCCCAAACCCAAUGAGCUGGAACGUCUGAGCAAUUUGGUAGGCAAGCCAUCUGAGAACCAUCCUCUCCAUAACAGCGGGCUGUUAAGCCUGGAUCCCGUGCAGGACAAAACUCCUCUCUAUAGUCAACUCCUCCAAGCAUAUAAGUGGUCAAACAAGUUGCAGUACCACGCAGGUCUAGCGUCUGGCCUUUUGAAUCAACAGUCAUUGAAGCGUUCCGCUAAUCAGAUGGGAGUAUCUGCCAAACGCAGACCCAAGGCUCAGCCCACGACUCUUGUCUUACCACCUCAAUAUGUUGAUGACGUGAUCAGCCGCAUUGACAGGAUGUUUCCUGAAAUGUCCAUCCACUUAUCCAGACCCAAUGGAACAUCAGCAAUGCUUCUGGUGACCUUGGGAAAGGUGCUGAAAGUGAUUGUUGUCAUGCGGAGCCUGUUCAUUGAUCGAACAAUAGUAAAGGGGUAUAAUGAGAAUGUCUACACAGAAGACGGCAAACUUGAUAUAUGGUCCAAAUCCAACUAUCAAGUAUUCCAGAAGGUGACAGACCAUGCCACCACUGCCCUGCUCCACUAUCAGCUGCCCCAGAUGCCAGACGUCGUGGUCAGAUCCUUCAUGACCUGGUUAAGAAGUUACAUAAAGCUGUUCCAGGCCCCGUGCCAGCGCUGCGGGAAGUUUCUGCAAGAUGGCCUUCCCCCCACGUGGAGGGAUUUCCGAACCCUCGAAGCCUUCCACGACACCUGCCGGCAGUAACCCCACCCCGGCCCGAGGCCAGCCUGCGGACCCCCACCCAGCACCUUCCCAGACAAGCCCGAAGGAAUAUUGAUGGCCCAGACCUUUCUUCGUUGCCCAAAUAUCAGUACAGCCAUGCUUUCCCUUUUGUGAAAAAGCAGCAUGUCCUCUGUGGCUGAGGGGACUGAUUACA